AUGCUCUAUGAUACCACAAGGCAAGAAAAAACACUGUUGAACAUGUUCUCCGAUGACAGGAAGAAAGAAGAAACACUGUUGAACAUGCUCUUCGAUGACAUAAAGCAAGAAGACACACUGCUGAACAUGCUCUUGAAUACGACGCUGCAAGAAAAUACACAGUUGCAAGUGUGGAACAAAGAGCUGAGCGAGCUUCAAAAUUCAACCCUGGAAAACGUAAUCAUUGAACAGCAAGCCUCAACGCAGCUGAGAGCAGAAAACAAGCUCCAGCGUUCAAUCCUGUUCUCUGACAAGCUGUCCUCCCUGUGGAGCUUGUGCAACAAGAGCACAAUGCAGUGCUCACGCUGCAGGCCGGGCUGGGUCGAGCACGACGCACGCUGCUUCUUCCUGUCCCAGGAAGCAGAGCGCUGGGAACAUGCUCGCCGCAUGUGCCUUGGUAUGGAUGGUGACCUGGCUGUUAUUCUGAGCACUGAAGACCAGGCGUUCUUGACCAACCUGGUAUUUAGGUUUGUAACGGAGCACCCUCAGGAAAACUUCAUGGCAGCGUGGAUCGGGUUAAAGGACAUAAUGCAGGAGGGCAACUUUGUGUGGGUCGACGGUGAGGGAAUCAAGUACGAUGUCACUUUCUGGAGAGCUGGUGAGCCAAACAACAUGCUUGCCUCCUGGGACAAAACCAAGGCAGGACAGGACUGUGUUGGCCUUGUGCCACCGGAACAAAUUGGAGAGGACUGGUUGUACAACUGGGAUGACAUUCUUUGUGCUGGCAAGCUGCCCUACCUGUGCGAGACCAAAGCUCUUAUUUUGUCCUGACUGACAAGAGCUGGGAUGUAGCAGUCGAAUCAGUUGGGAAAAGUGAAAGAAGAAAGAAAGAAUGACCUCCCCCUCUCCAGUCCUUAUCCCCCAACAUCUCCCUUUUUCUUUCCUUGUCUUCCUUUUAUCAUAUCCAUUCUGUCUGUCUCUAUUGCUCUGUCUCUCUCUACCCCACAACUCACUCACUGUCUGAAAUCACCUCAAGUAAGUUACAAGUGACAGAGGUUGUAAAUUAGUGGGGAAAAGUAUAAAACAUCUCCCUUUUUCUUCUCUUUGUCGUAUGCAUGUAUAUUAACCAUUCUGUCGCAGGGCUACAUGUUUGGGUUUACUCCGGGUGCUCCGGUUUGUCCGACUGGAAUGUGAGUCUGUUUCUGUUGUUUGUAAAAAUGAAUGCAUAUGUGACGUUGUCAUGACAUCAUUCCUACUAUAUGAUCAUACAACCCAUUCCAAAAAGGUUGGAACGCUGUAUGUAAAAUGUAAAUAAAAACACAAUAUGAUGAUAUGCA
Molecule: messenger RNA, 1316 nt
Organism: Scophthalmus maximus (turbot)
Lineage: Eukaryota; Metazoa; Chordata; Actinopteri; Pleuronectiformes; Scophthalmidae
Product: hepatic lectin-like
Exons: 2
Coding region: 1-810 (269 amino acids)
Molecular function (GO): signaling receptor activity
Source: RefSeq, a predicted model, not a curated record